CAACUCCAUACAUAUCAUUCUUCUUUGAUUUCCUCUUCUUUGACCCCCUUUCCUCGUUCCUAUUGCCGAAUAGCAGCACAAUUAAUAUAUAAAUUACAUAUAAUCAUGGAUCAAGAUCAAGUUGAACUCUAUGCAAAGAAAUCCGAUAUCGAUAAUAACCUAUCGGAUCCCACAGUCAUUGCAAAGUACCGUCUAGCUGCUGACAUUGCUCAAGAUGCUCUGACUAAAGUGAUUGGUCGUAUAACAGAUGGUGUCCGCGUCAGUGAGCUCUGUGCCUUUGGUGACGAAGUCAUACUUUCCUAUACUUCUAAAGUUUACAACAAGAAUAAUAUUGAAAAGGGUAUUGCUUUCCCCACUAUGAUCUCAGUAAACAACUGUGUUGAGUAUUAUUCCCCUACUGGAGACAGUGAAGAGGAUGUCAUUCUUCGUAACGGAGAUGUUGUCAAAGUUGAGUUGGGCGCACAUAUUGAUGGUUAUAUUGCUACGAACGGACACACAACGAUCAUCAACCCCAACCCUUCAAUGCCUGUGGAGGGGCGCGCUGCAGAUGUGGUUUGUGCUGCUUAUUUUGCUGCCGAGGCAGCAUUGAGAUUGAUGCAGAUCGGCAACAGCAAUGUUCAGGUUCAGGAAGCAAUUGCAGAGGCCGCAGCACUGUUCAACUGCAGCCCCGUCCAAGGAACUGCAUCGAAUGAAAUUAAACGUUAUGUGAUUUCAACCGAGAAAUUGAUCAUGAACGUACCAGAUCAAGAGAACAGGCCCGUUCAGGAUUUUGUUUUUGUGGCCAACGAAGCUUAUACACUCAACAUCUUGAUCAGCACUGGAGAGGAUGGUGGUUGCAAAGAAGGAAUCCAAAGACCUACAGUUUUUGCUAGGAAUGUCCAUGAGAACUAUAACUUGAAGCUUAAAGCUGCACGUGCGGCUUUUAAUCAAAUCAGCACACAGUUUGGUGUCUUCCCCUUCUCAAUUCGUGCAUUGGAAGAUAAGCGCCAUCGUUUGGGAGUGACUGAAUUAGCCUCACACCAUUUGUUGACGCCUUACCCAGUCUAUUAUGCUCGUGCCUCUGAGAGGGUGGCCCAGUUCAAGAUGACAGUCUUAGUCUCUGCAACUGGAACAACCCGUAUCACCCCUUCAUUGCCUUUGCCCUAUGUUCACUCUGCGUAUACAAUUCCACAAGACUCCAACAUCUCUCGUCUGAUGGCCUCAGAAAACUUCAAGGUCGUCAAGAGUGGCAGGUCUUUGACGGGUAUCAAUGCGGGCGAAGUUUCAGCACCUGUCGCAGGCAUGGACGUUGACAUGUAAU
Messenger RNA from Lobosporangium transversale, 1300 nucleotides. Its product is annotated as peptidase M24, structural domain-containing protein. The transcript has 6 exons. The coding region runs from base 106 to 1299 and encodes 397 amino acids. The record is from RefSeq and is a predicted model, not a curated record. Lineage: Eukaryota; Fungi; Mortierellomycota; Mortierellomycetes; Mortierellales; Mortierellaceae.